This is a messenger RNA of Anguilla anguilla (European eel), 2148 nucleotides long. It is a transcript of the gene dct, whose product is annotated as dopachrome tautomerase. The record is from RefSeq and is a predicted model, not a curated record. The transcript has 8 exons. NCBI's taxonomy places the organism in Eukaryota, Metazoa, Chordata, Actinopteri, Anguilliformes, Anguillidae. Gene Ontology annotation, biological process: developmental pigmentation; melanin biosynthetic process from tyrosine; positive regulation of neuroblast proliferation. Gene Ontology annotation, molecular function: dopachrome isomerase activity; oxidoreductase activity. Gene Ontology annotation, cellular component: melanosome. Bases 205 to 1782 code for a protein of 525 amino acids.
CUGUCUUAGAGGAUGCACUGCAUAAACACAAGAAAAACAUUUGGGUGCUGUAUCAAAUUCAUGAUUUACACAAGUUAAGACCCUCACAGAGUGUCAGAUUUGAUUUCACACGUCAUUGGAUUGACUCAUUUAAGCCCGUCACCGCAGCUCAUUGGUGUGUAAAUUGAUCGCCGGGACCGUGAGAAGGAAUAUAGUGCCUCUUUUAUGGGGAGUGCAGAGAUGAGGGGGGCUCUGGUGAUCUUCUUUGCGAGUUUCGCGAUGUGGCCCCACACGGCGGAGGCACAGUUUCCCAGAGUCUGCUGCACGGUAGAGGGGAUCCUGUCCAAGCGCUGCUGUCCGUCCUUCAGCUCCGACCCGGCCGACGCCUGCGGCAGGCUGUCCGGGCGCGGGAACUGCACCGACGUGCGGGUGGACACGAAGCCGUGGGGCGGCCCAUACAGGCUACGCAAUGUCGACGACCGAGAAAGAUGGCCGGUGAAGUUUUUUAACCAGACCUGCAGGUGCUCAGGAAACUUUGCGGGGUACAACUGUGGAGAGUGUAAGUUUGGCUGGAUGGGGCCGAAUUGUGACCAGCGCAAGACCCCUGUUGUGCGCAAGAACAUCCACUCUCUGACCCCCGCCGAGCUCCAGGAGUUCCUGGAUGUCCUGGACCUCGCCAAGACCACCAUCCACCCCGACUACGUCAUCGCCACUCAGCACUGGCUGGGCCUUCUGGGGCCCAACGGAACCCAGCCGCAGGUUAACAAUGUGUCCAUCUACGACCUAUUUGUGUGGCAGCACUACUACUCAGUCAGAGACACGCUCCUCGGUCCAGGACGGCCAUUUAAAGCCAUCGAUUUCUCUCACAAAGGACCAGCUUUCAUCACAUGGCACAGGUACCACUUGCUACGUCUGGAGAGAGAUCUACAGAGGCUGACGGGGAACGAGAAUUUUGCGGUCCCUUACUGGAACUUUGCCACGGGCCAGAGUGAGUGUGACGUCUGCACCGAUUCUCUCCUGGGGGGUCCCAGCCCAAACAACCCCUCCCUCAUCAGUCCCCAGUCCAGGUUUUCAAGAUGGGGGGUGGUGUGCAACAGUCUGGAUGAGUAUAACCAACGCGUGACCCUCUGCAAUGGGACCAGUGAGGGUGUUUUAAUGAGGGGUUUCCGGGAGAGAACCAUUAACAACCUGAGCCUGCCAACCAUGAGCGAUGUCAGGAGCUGUCUCACCCUGAGUGACUUUGAUAGCCCUCCCUACUUCACCAACUCCACCUUCAGCUUCAGGAAUGCCCUAGAAGGCUAUGACAGGCCGGAUGGAGAGCUGGACAGCUCAGUGACAAACCUCCACAACCUGGUCCACUCCUUCUUGAAUGGGACCAGCGCCCUGUCACAUGCUGCAGCCAAUGACCCAAUCUUCCUGGUACUACAUGCUUUUACAGAUGCCAUAUUUGACGAGUGGAUGAGGCGGUUUAUUCCACCCAACUCCAGCUUUCCAGACGAGAUGGCACCCAUAGGCCACAACAGGGACUACAACAUGGUGCCGUUUUUCCCCCCGGUGGCCAAUGAGGAGAUCUACGUCACCUCAGAGCAGCUGGGAUACUCCUAUGCCAUUGAUCUGGAAGAAACGAACAACAGGGCAAUGGUGGUGCUGCUGGGCUCCACGCUGGGCGGGGUGUUCCUGGGCCUGCUAGUCCUGCUGCUCCUCCUGGCGCUCUACGCACAGCAGAGAAGAAGGCGAGGCCGGGACUUCGAGCCCCUGGUCAAGGCCGAGUUCACCAACAAGAAGUACACAGAGGAGGCCUAGAACCGGCCUUCCUGAAAGUACUAAUCAUCGACACAUGAUGUAAACUCACUGAUCUGAACCAAUCAUUUGUGUUAGUGUGAACAGCAAUGUAGCCUGUGACACUGAUGUACAAAUGUGCAUAAAAGAUUUACUAACGAGUAAUAUACUGUGUGACAAGUCAUGCCAUUAUCAUUUUCUUAAAUACAUAAAAUUGUGUGGAUUGUAAAUGCAGUUAUCUUCUUUGUCAAAACUACAGAAGUGCUUUGCUGCCCUAUUUAAAAAAAGAUUCUAACUACGUAAGAGGAUUACUGUGUUAUUGCGCGAUAAAUGUAUUCUGUAAUGCUAUUAUCAAAGAUUAUCUUUAUGAAUAAUAUCUAUUAAAAUGUC